UUGGGACGGACGCAGUAACAAACACCGAAAACGCCAAAAAUUUUUUUUCCCUGCGAGUAGCGCGCCGAAGCAAGGAAAAAAAAGAAAACCCUUCCUCAAACCAUAAGUUAGCAGCUGUGUCCGUGUUUCUUCCUUCUUCCGCCACUGGCUACUUAUUAGUUUUCAACAACUCUCCUUCCUUUAAUUUCUUGAAGUUUAUCUCUUGCCUUGGUAAACAAUUGAUAGAAGGGGCCUGCAAUGGCACUCUCUCAUGGAGGCAGUUUUAUGUUCUGUGACAUGUGUGGAACAAUGCUAUCUAUGUUUACAACGGAGUUCGCUGAAUGCCCUUUGUGCAAAUUUAAGAAAAGCGCAAGAGAGUUAUCUGGAAGAGAAAUAUCCUAUAAGGUCACUGCUGAGGAUAUGAGAAGAGAUCUAGGCAUCUCACAUUUUGAAGGAAAUUUAGAGGUUAAAGACAUGGAGAUAAAUAAGAAGUGUGAAAAAUGCAGCAACACAAAGCUUAAAUUUUCUACCAGACAAAUGAGAUCAGCAGAUGAGGGGCAGACUACUUUCUAUCACUGUCCUGUUUGUUCACAUACAUUUACUGAGAAUUGAGUUUCUGUAAGUGCAAAUUUACAGGAUCCACCUAAGGCACAGGUCAGUGUUGGAAUUAUCUAAGGAUUUCAUUGCCUCAAGGUGUGUAUCGGAUUGUGUAAUUGAUGGCAAACCAUUGAUUAGCUAAAUGAAGACAGUUAACAAUAUUGGUGAUCAACGGGUCAAACUUACCGUCCAAAUUUCAAAUGUUCUUGGUUUGUACUUUUAUUGGAUUUUGACAAGAGGUCAAAAUAGUCGUUACUUAAUACAUUUUUGCGUAGAGAUUCAAAAUGCUCUAAGUUGUGAUCCUGUUUUGGUUUACAGAACUUUUCCCUUGUGUUAGUAGUUGUGCAUUGUUAAAAGCAUUCCAGUUAAGAAUUACAUCGUUUUGUUAA
Molecule: messenger RNA, 965 nt
Organism: Jatropha curcas
Lineage: Eukaryota; Viridiplantae; Streptophyta; Magnoliopsida; Malpighiales; Euphorbiaceae
Product: DNA-directed RNA polymerase I subunit RPA12
Biological process (GO): termination of RNA polymerase I transcription; DNA-templated transcription
Cellular component (GO): RNA polymerase I complex
Molecular function (GO): nucleic acid binding; zinc ion binding
Source: RefSeq, a predicted model, not a curated record